Oncorhynchus keta (chum salmon) is the source of this 2709-nucleotide messenger RNA. RefSeq names its product endothelin receptor type B-like. Gene Ontology annotation, cellular component: membrane. The record is from RefSeq and is a predicted model, not a curated record. The coding region runs from base 826 to 2229 and encodes 467 amino acids. Gene Ontology annotation, molecular function: endothelin receptor activity. The transcript is spliced from 8 exons. Gene Ontology annotation, biological process: regulation of blood pressure; vasoconstriction; enteric nervous system development. Lineage: Eukaryota; Metazoa; Chordata; Actinopteri; Salmoniformes; Salmonidae.
ACCGUUGUGAAAUAGAGAGUGAGACUAUAGAGAUGUUGUGCAUCAGUUAAGCACGAGGUCAGUUAAUUGAAACAGCUAAACCCAAACCCACACAGUUUUGUUAAUUUGACUGAAGACUGACAGAUCUAACGGACAUAUUUAAUGGUUAUUAUAUUCUCUCCCUACUGGACUAUUUUAUUGGACUAAUAACACUAAAAUACUCCACCACAACUCGGUAUCAUCCCACGGCAAGGCAGUAUCAUCCCAGCGGCAAGGGGGUAUCAUCCCACGGCAAGGCGGUAUAUUCCCAGCGGCAAGGUCGCUGAGAAGAGGGAACACAGUGAUCCAGGACCUGAGAGUCUAUCUGUCUGUGUGUGUGUGUGUGUGUGUGUGUGUGUGUGUGUGUGUGUGUGUGUGUGUGUGUGUGUGUGUGUGUGUGUGUGUGUGUGUGUGUGUGUGUGUGUGUGUGUGUGUGUGUGUGUGUGUGUGUGUGUGUGUGUGUGUCUGAGUCUCUGAGAGUCUCUCUGUCUGUUUGUGUCUGAGUCUCUGAGAGUCUGUCUGCCUGUUUGUGUCUGAGUCUCUGAGAGAGUGUCUGUCUGUUUGUGUCUGAGUCUCUGAGAGUCUGUCUGCCUGUGUGUGUCUGAGUCUCUGAGAGAGUGUGUGUCUGUUUGUGUGUGUGUCUUUGAGUGCGUCUCUGUUUGUGUGUGUGUCUUUGAGUGUGUGUCUGUUUGUGUGUGUUUCUUUGAGUGUGUGUCUGUUUGUGUGUGUGUCUUUGAGUGUGUGUCUGUUUGUGUGUGUGUGUCUUUGAGUGUGUGUCUUGUUGUUGCUGCAUCUGUGUGAUUGAGGAUGAGGUCAUCAGGACUACUGCUGUGUGUACUGGCUGUAGCAACGGUGUCCUCCUCCCGGUUCCCCCGUGACACGUCAUCUCAGAGCCCCAGGGUCAUUACGGAGGAGACCAACCCCACAGACCUUCUCCUGGACACUCUGAACCCCAACAGCUCCCUCCCUGUCCCCCCUCUCCCUCCCGCCUUCCGACCACGCCCACCAGGCCCCUACCCCCCCAUGUGUAUCAAGCCCACAGAGAUUAGACAAGCCUUUAAGUAUGUGAACACGGUGGUGAGCUGUGUGAUCUUAGUGGUGGGGAUGAUCGGUAACUCCACCUUAUUAAGGAUCAUCUAUAAGAACAAGUGUAUGAGAAACGGACCCAACGUUCUGAUUGGCUCUCUGGCCUUGGGGGAUCUUCUCUACAUCCUCAUCGCUAUCCCCAUCAACGUCUUCAAGCUGAUAGCAGAGGAUUGGCCGUUUGGGGUUCAUGUAUGCAAGUUGAUGCCAUUUAUCCAGAAGGCUUCAGUAGGAAUCACUGUCCUCAGCCUGUGUGCCCUGAGCAUCGACAGGUACCAUGCGGUGACAUCAUGGAGUAGGGUGAAGAGGAUAGGGAUCCCGCUGUGGAAGGCUAUGCAGGUCACAUUCAUAUGGCUGGUUGCUGUCCUGCUGGCUGUUCCUGAGGCUGUGGCCUUUGACAUGAUGGAGAUGCCUUAUAGAGGCAGCAAGCUACGAGUCUGUCUGUUACACCCCCAACAGAACACUGCUUUUAUGAAGUUCUACCAGGAUGUGAAGGACUGGUGGUUGCUAGGGUUUUAUUUCUGUCUUCCUCUGGCCUGCACCGGCGUCUUCUACACCCUGAUGUCCUGGGAGAUGUUGAGCAGGAAGAAAGGCAUGAGGAUCGCUCUUAACGACCACAUGAAACAGCGUCGCGAGGUGGCUAAGACAGUCUUCUGCUUGGUGGUGAUCUUUGCACUGUGCUGGCUACCGCUCCAUCUCAGCCGCAUCCUGAAGAAAACGAUCUAUGAUCAGAACGACCCCAACCGCUGUGAACUACUCAGUUUCCUGCUAGUGAUGGAUUAUAUCGGUAUCAACAUGGCGUCUCUCAACUCCUGUAUCAACCCUGUCGCUCUCUACUUCGUCAGCCAGAAGUUCAAAAACUGUUUCAAGUCUUGUCUGUGCUGCUGGUGUACAAGGAGCAGGAAUGUGAUUCCAGAGAGAGGCGGUGUCCGCUGGAAGGGAAGCUGUCAUGGCAACGAACUCGACAGAACAAGCUCUCGUUCCAGUCAGAAAUACACCUCCACCUACACACACACACACACACACACACACACACACACACACACACACACACACACACACACACACACACACACACACACACACACACACACACACACACACACACACACACACAUUCAUGCAUGAACACACACUAGCCCUUCCCUCCUGUCCAGUCCAGCUAAACCCAACCCAACCCAGCCCCAUCCCCCUCCUUCUAAACCCAACCCAACCUAACCCAGUCCCAUCCCCUCUCCUUCUAAACCCAACCUAACCCAGUCCCAUCCCCUCUCCUUCUAAACCCAACCUAACCCAGCCCCAUCCCCUCUCCUUCUAAACCCAACCUAACCCAGUCCCAUCCCCUCUCCUUCUAAACCCAACCUAACCCAGUCCCAUCCCCUCUCCUUCUAAACCCAACCUAACCCAGCCCCAUCCCCUCUCCUUCUAAACCCAACCUAACCCAGCCCCAUCCCCUCUCCUUCUAAACCCAACCUAACCCAGCCCCAUCCCCUCUCCUUCUAAACCCAACCUAACCCAGUCCCAUCCCCUCUCCUUCUAAACCCAACCUAACCCAGCCCCAUCCCCUCUCCAUCUAAACCCAACCUAACCCAGCCCCAUCCCCUCUCC